Molecule: messenger RNA, 1166 nt
Organism: Funneliformis geosporum
Lineage: Eukaryota; Fungi; Glomeromycota; Glomeromycetes; Glomerales; Glomeraceae
Source: the annotation of a GenBank genome assembly
AAUUAGAAAAAAUUGAUAAUUCUGCCUUGCGGCAAAGAAUUGUUUACUUACCUAGCCAUCCUUACUUUUUUAACACUGGUUUAGGUGAUAACGUAGUUUAUCCGGAAAACUAUCAAGAAAAUAUUCAUAAAGAAAAGUUGGAAAAAGUUGCUAAAAAAUUAGGAAUUAAAGAAUUAGUUGAUAAAUUACCAAAUCAAAAAGGUCAAAAUCUCUCCGGGGGGCAAAAGCAAUUAAUUAGUUUAAUGAGAGCCUUAGUUAAGGAUUACGAAGUUUACCUUUUUGAUGAAUUUUUGAGUAAUAUUAGCAACAGUAUUGCCGGAGUUAGUGAAAAAAAAUGGGUUCCUAGUUUUAAAGUUUUUGAUAAAGUAGUAGUAGAAAAAUUUUCUAGUGUUGAAUUAUUUUUAUGGUUUAUGGCAGGAAUGCAAGUGAAAAAGGAUUUAAUGAAAAAACUUUUUAGAUUAGAGGGAACUCUUGACCGCAAAAAAGCUUUGGCUCUUUUUAACCAUGAUGCGCGGCUAUUUGGCUAUAAUUUAGUAUUUUUCCCCAAUCAAAUAUACUAUGUUAUUUUAAGUUCUGGUUUAGGUUUUUAUUUUGUUAGCAAAGCCGGCGGAAGUUUAAAAGAUUCCAAACUUCGGCAAAUUUCAGAAGCGGAAAUUAAAAAAGAAGACACUAUUAUUAAUAGCCGAGAUUUGAUAAUCAAAAAAGGAUUAGUCACUUCUUUUCAAAAACAAUAUGAAAGUUCAGUUAAUCAAACUAUUAGUUUCACAAACAAAAGAGAUUUAACUUAUACCCUUUAUUGGGUAGUUCCUUCUUUUUCCUUAAUUACUUAUGCCGAUUUCAUUUUUUUACCUCUUGUUUUAGGAAAAGGAAAAGAGGCUUUAACCGCCAUGAAAAUGUUCGGUAAAGUUUUCGGUGGAGGAAAAAAAUCAAUAGAGAGGGCACGUGAUUACCCUUAUUAUUUUUCCGCCAAAAAAAGACUAAAUAAUUUCUUGAACCUUCCUGAAAGAGACGACAUUCAAAAAAAUAUCCUAAUUUCUAACCCUAUUACCAAUAUCACUUUAAAAAAGGUUUCGUUUGCCUAUGAGAAAAAGAAACCAGUUUUGAAAAAGUUGGAUUGCGAAUUCCAAAUAGGAAAAAUUAACCACUUAGCGGGCGAAAAUGGAUGA